Messenger RNA from Carassius carassius (crucian carp), 1717 nucleotides. RefSeq names its product 5-hydroxytryptamine receptor 3C-like. Lineage: Eukaryota; Metazoa; Chordata; Actinopteri; Cypriniformes; Cyprinidae. The record is from RefSeq and is a predicted model, not a curated record. The transcript has 9 exons. The coding region runs from base 307 to 1683 and encodes 458 amino acids. Gene Ontology annotation, cellular component: neuron projection; synapse; membrane. Gene Ontology annotation, molecular function: transmembrane signaling receptor activity; extracellular ligand-gated monoatomic ion channel activity; neurotransmitter receptor activity. Gene Ontology annotation, biological process: monoatomic ion transmembrane transport; regulation of membrane potential; signal transduction.
AGUUUGUCUAAGCAAAUCAGUUUUUGUAUAUAGUUUGCCUCAUAUCAGUCCUCACAGAGAUCAUGAAACUGUGAGGUAAAAGCCGAAUAUAUAUUUUUUAGCACUUUUACUGUUAUCUGCCUUCUCAUUCUUCAGCUGAUGGCUUUAGUUUUGUUCUCAAGACCACAGGUAAGACAUAGUCAUGAAGUAGUAAUGCAAUAGUUAAAGUUUAUAGUGCUUUAUUAGUGUCUUUUAACUCCAUUAUAACAGGCUGCUGGAUACACAGCUAUUCUUCUACAUUUCCGGUUUGUAAUCUGCGGUCUCAUCAUGCAGUCUCUAAUGGUGAAACCCGCAGGGACCAUCAACUGCUCUGAACCCACUACAGAUGGUCUCAUAACAGCCCUGAAGGAAAAUAUCUUUGGCAAAACUGAAAUAAGGCCAGUUAUUAACCUGAAAACUCCCACCAACAUCAGUGUGAACUUCAUUCUGUAUGGGAUUUUAGAUGUGGAUGAAAAAGCACAGAAACUUAACACAUUCCUUUGGGUGAAUCUGGUUUGGAAUAUUGAAGGUUUGAGCUGGGAUCCUGUUAAAUGUGGAACAGACAGAAUUUCAAUACCACGAAAACAACUGUGGAGGCCUGAUAUUAUCAUCAAUGAAUUCAUUGAUGAAAAUAAAGUCCCAGACACAUAUUACCUCUACGUUGACUAUACUGGCAAGAUAAUGGAUGAUCUUCCAUUUCAUGUCAUCAGUUCUUGUAACCUGGACAUCUAUACCUUUCCAUUUGACAUUCAAAACUGCACAUUCACUUUUAAUUCAUACCAGCACACUGUGCUGGAUGUUCAGUUGUCCUUUGAUAAACCGGUGGAGCAAGCAUUCAGAGAUUCUCUUGAAGCGAUGACAACUAAAGGAGAGUGGGAGCUGGUCGAUAUGCUUGCUCAAAAACCUUCAAUACCUCCCCAGGAAAUGAAUAUCUCACGGGACACACUUACUUAUUAUAUCGUUCUCAGGCGUCGAGCGACCAUGUAUGUGGUGAACCUCCUGAUUCCCAGCUGCUUCCUCAUUACUGUAGAUCUGUUCAGUUUUCUUCUUCCACCCCAGAACGUGGAUCGUUCUGCCUUCAAAAUGACCCUGAUUUUGGGUUACACUGUCUUCCUGCUGCUAAUGAAUGACCUGCUGCCUGUUACUGGAAACACCUUACCUCUCAUAAAUGCUUUUUUCUCCCUCUGUUUGCUUCUGAUGGUGGCCAGUCUUCUGGAGACAAUCCUCAUCACUAACAUUCAGUGUGGCUCCACUCACUAUGGACCUUUACCUCCAUGGGCCAAGGCACUUUUCCUCAACUAUAUCGCCAAACUUGUUCAUUUAAGCAAGAAACCCAGUGACCAAAACUGUGACCCUAAAGAGCACAGAACUUAUACCAAACGCUGUGAUCCUGCAGUUGAAACCUCUAAUGGGAAGGCAGUCCAUAAAACACCUGCUCUUGUGGAACUGAAGAAGAUAAGCCAUGAGUUACUAUCCAUCCGUCAGCAGAUCAAUAAAUAUUUUAAAACUGAUGAGAGCGCAGAGGAGUGGAUGCAUUUGGGUCAAGUCAUUGACCGCUUGCUUUUCUGCCUGUAUAUUGUGUUUCUUUCAGUUAGUUUUAUCACUAUUUUAAUCUUCUGGUUGUACUGGUACAAGAAAAAUUCAUCUUUAAUAAAUAAAUGGUAACCAAAUAAAACUAUAUAGGAAUGAGUGCUGUUGA